UCGUUUCCUCAGGUGGUUGCAGCAGCAGCAGCAGCAGCAGGACGGAGGAGUGUGACGGGUCUGUCUUUGAGCUCCAGGCCUCAGAUCAUGGGGGAAUAAAACCUCAUAACUUGAUAAAUAUCUGACUGAAGCCUUCAGCUAUGAGGAGCAGUGAGGAGACACAGGAGAGGGUCUCUGCUGGAUGUUUCUGACUCUGUGGAUGAAGUCAAGGUGUGGCUGCUCUUCCUACCUGAGGCUGCCUCUCAUUUAAAGUGUUGCUGUAAAGUGUGUGUUUGUUGUGAAGCUCACAAUGCCGGAGCUCAUCACCGUGACUGAGUUCAUUGCGGAGACUAAUGAGGACUACAAAGCUCCCACCACCUCCAGCUUCACCACCAGGAUGGUCCACUGCAGGAACGCAGUGGCAGCUCUGGAGGAGGCUCUGGACGUGGACCGAUCGGUUCUGUACAAGAUCAAGAAGUCGGUGAAAGCCAUCAACACGUCUGGUCUGGCUCACGUGGACAAUGAGGAGCAGUACAUCCAGUCCAUGUCCAAGUUCGGAGACAACUGUGUCUCCCGGGAGGACGCCGAGGUCGGUUCCGCCUUCCUCAAGUUCGCCGUUUUCACCAAAGAGCUGACGGCGCUCUUCAAAAACCUGCUGCAGAACAUGAACAACAUCAUCACCUUCCCUCUGGACAGCCUUCUGAAGGGAGACCUGAAGGGAGUCAAAGGGGAUCUGAAGAAGCCGUUCGACAAAUCCUGGAAGGAUUACGAGACCAAAGUAGCGAAGAUCGAGAAGGAGAAGAGGGAGCACGCCAAGCAGCACGGCAUGAUUCGCACCGAGUUCAGCGGAGGAGAGAUCGCCGAGGAGAUGGAGAAGGAGAGGCGACUCUUCCAGCUGCAGAUGUGUGAGUAUCUCCUGAAAGUGAACGAGAUCAAGGUGAAGAAAGGCGUCGACUUCCUCCAGAACCUCAUCAAGUUUUUCCACGCUCAGUGCAAUUUUUUCCAGGACGGCCUGAAGGCUGUGGAGACUCUGAAACCCUCCGUGGAGAAACUGGCAACGGAACUGACGACGAUUAAGCAGAGUCAGGAUGGAGAGAGGAAACAGCUGAUUCAGCUCCGAGACGUCCUGAAGGCGUCUCUGCAGUCUGAGCAGAAAGAGGACGCUCAGGCUAAACAGAACGCCGGUUACAGCCUCCACCAGCUGCAGGGCAACAAGGCUCACGGCACCGAGCGCUCCGGAGUCCUCUACAAGAAGAGUGAGGGACUGAGGAAGGUGUGGCAGAAGAGGAAGUGCUCGGUGAAGAACGGCUUCCUGACCAUCUGCCACGGCACGGCGAACAGACCUCCAGCCAAACUCAACCUGCUCACCUGCCAGGUGAAGAGGAACCCCGAGGAGAAGAAGAGCUUCGAUCUGUUCUCACACGACAGGACGUAUCACUUCCAGACCGAGGACGAAGCCGAGUGCCAGGUCUGGGUGUCGGUGCUGCAGAACAGUAAAGAGGAGGCGCUGAACAAUGCGUUCAAAGGCGACCAGGACAAAGGAGAGAACAACAUCAUCCAGGAGCUGACGAGGGCCAUCGUAGGAGAGGUGAAGAGGAUGAGCGGCAACGACGGCUGCUGCGACUGUGGGGCGCAAGGUCCCACAUGGCUGUCCACCAACCUCGGGGUGCUGAUCUGUAUCGAGUGCUCGGGGAUCCACAGGGAGAUGGGGGUCCACUACUCCAGGAUCCAGAGCCUGGACCUGGACGUCCUGGGCACCUCCGAGCUGCUGUUGGCGAAGAACGUGGGAAAUGCCAGCUUCAACGAAAUCAUGGAGGCAGAUCUGGCGGCGCAGGACGUCACCAAACCUAAUCCGACCAGCGACAUGCAGAUGAGGAAGGACUACAUCACAGCCAAGUACACAGAGAAGCGUUUCGUUCGGCGGCUUUGUGCCGACGCCGCGUCCAGACUGCAGGUUCUGUAUGAGGCCGUCAGGAACAGAGACAUCGUGUCUCUGAUCCAGGUCUACGUCGAGGGGGUGGACCUGAGGGAGGCCAUCCCUCAACCCAACGAACACGAACCUGGAGAGACGGUGCUCCACCUGGCGGUCCGGAUGGUCGACAGAAACUCCCUCCACAUCGUUGACUUCCUCGCCCAAAACAGUGGUAACCUGGACACGCAGACAGCCAGAGGAAGCACGGCGCUGCAUUACUGCUGUCUGACGGACAACAGCGAGUGUCUCAAACUGCUGCUGAGAGGAAAAGCUUCAGUGUCCAUCACAAACGAAGCGGGAGAGACGCCGCUGGACAUCGCCAAACGCCUCCGACACACUCGGUGUGAAGAACAGUUGACUCAGGCUCAGACGGGAAAGUUUAACGUCCAUGUUCACGUUGAGUACGAGUGGCGUCUCCAGCAUGACGACAUGGACGAGAGCGAGGACGAGAUGGAGGACAAGCCCAUCCCGAACCGGCGAGAGGAGCGUCCGGUCAGCUGCUUCGUCCCGGGCAGCGGCCCCAUGCAGCCCAACCUGGCGGCGUUGGCUCGGGACGCCGCCUGCCUGGCGCGGGACAAACAGAGGUCUCAGGUGCCCAGCAUGAUGAUCAGCAACGAGACCUACGGCACCAUGCUGGACCUCAACCUGCCGCCACCGGGACCGACGCCCCCGCUGCCGCCCAGAGGACCCAACAGAGUUUCAGGACACGGUAAACCUGUUGCCAUGGAUACAGUAGGAAGACAGCGGUCGUCCUCCGACCCCCCCAACCCUCAAACCCCAGAGAGGAACUCCUCCAUGUACGUGCUCCCAGUAGCUCCUCCUCCUCCAGUAAACAAGAGGUCCAGCAUGUUGGAGACCAAGACCCAGUCCGCCAGGAACACCCCCCUCCCUCCUCUGCCUCCCCCACCAGCAGCAGGACUCCCUCCAAUCCCCCCAGCACCGACCAUCCCACCACCACCCCACUACAAAGCUCCGCCCCAGCCACCACCAGUCCCCCUUCACCAGACCAGUAAACCACCAGUACCACCAGGACCACCAGGACCACCAGGACCACCAGGACCACUAGGACCACUAGGACCACUAGGACCACUAGGACCCAAGUCCCCCAAAUCACCCACUGGAUCAGUGAAACUUCCUCCACAGAGACCUCCUCUCAGGACCGCAUCUGUGGACAAACGAGGGUCACAGCCCAAAUCCCCACAAAGCUCGGGUCCUCCAACACCCAAACCCAGAAGCACCUUCUCCAAGCUGAAGCCUCAGCGGGUGAAGGCCAUCUACAACUGUUCAGCUGAUAAUCCAGACGAGCUGACGUUCUGUGAGGGGGAGGUGAUCAUCGUGGAGUCAGAGGAGGACAGCGAGUGGUGGGUCGGUCAUGUUGAAGGAGACCCGACCAGGCGAGGAGCGUUUCCUGUCACCUUCGUUCACUUCAUCACAGAGUGACGUCACACCUUCGCACUGCUCACCUGGAGCGGACACAUUAAGGACUCAAAGUGAUGCUCUGUCCUCUGGAUCGACCUUAGACCUGGACCUGGACCUGGACCUAGACCUGGACCUGGACCUGGACCUGGACCGCAACACAAAGCCAACUGAAACACUGAAGCUACUUGUUUUUGGUUCAAGCUUCCAGAUGUUGUAAAUAUUCAACCCUGCAGGACUCACCUGUGACUCCUCUGUGCCUUGUUCAAACUCACAGAACUUUAUUUUAUAUUGUAGUUAGAUUACAAAGUUUUCCAAAAGAUCCUGAAUGUGUCAGGCUGAACAUUUUUUAAGAUGAUUUUGAUGAUUAUUUAGUCUUUCUUGUUUUAUCCCCUUAGAUCUGAUGAAAGGAAAUCUUAUGGUGUGUUCACAUCGAGAGCGAAGCAACCUUUUCGCGCGGCGCGGUUACAAACAAAGUCAAUGCAAAGAGAUAAUGUGACGCAAAUUCGCACCGGGCCACGCGAACAGGUGAAAUUUGCGUCAUUCCCGUAUUCGCGGAAGUUUAAAUAUUUCAACUCGAGUGAGAAAUUUGUGUGACGCUGUGUUGUGAGAGCCUAUCAGUGAUGAGAUUCUCCUCCUGUCGUCGCUGACGUCCUGACGUUGUUGAAUCAGAAAUGGAGGAAAUAAAUAAAUCUUGUAUGUGUCUGUGGUCACCCAGAGCUACGAUAGUACAUCACAUCUGUACAGAGAC
Messenger RNA from Sebastes umbrosus (honeycomb rockfish), 4118 nucleotides. RefSeq names its product ArfGAP with SH3 domain, ankyrin repeat and PH domain 2b (gene asap2b). The record is from RefSeq and is a predicted model, not a curated record. Gene Ontology annotation, molecular function: protein binding; GTPase activator activity. Gene Ontology annotation, biological process: positive regulation of GTPase activity. NCBI's taxonomy places the organism in Eukaryota, Metazoa, Chordata, Actinopteri, Perciformes, Sebastidae. Gene Ontology annotation, cellular component: cytoplasm. The transcript is spliced from 28 exons. Bases 290 to 3391 code for a protein of 1033 amino acids.